Molecule: messenger RNA, 6110 nt
Organism: Rhinolophus ferrumequinum (greater horseshoe bat)
Lineage: Eukaryota; Metazoa; Chordata; Mammalia; Chiroptera; Rhinolophidae
Gene: FAM124B
Product: family with sequence similarity 124 member B
Exons: 2
Coding region: 249-1625 (458 amino acids)
Cellular component (GO): nucleoplasm
Source: RefSeq, a predicted model, not a curated record
ACACACUCAGUCACAUUAGCAGCCGCCGGAUGACAUCAACCCCACGGCUGCUGUGAGUCGCGGAGGCUUUUGCCUGCAUUGGUGGGACCACCAGCAAAGCGACCGGGAACACAGGUUGGCUUUGCUCUGACGUAGCUGGAAGUUUCUUGGUGGGCUGCAGGUCGGCGUGAGAACCGUCCGCUCCUUCAUUCAUUGCAGAAGCUUGCACAGGGGGCCUCCACGCUUUGUCAACCUCGGGCAGCUCCAACAUGGACGAGACACAAGAGCCUUUGGCCAUGACUGUCCAUCUCCUUGCCAACUCUGGGCAUGGCUCGCUUCUGCAGCAGACUCUGGACCAGCUCCUGGACUGCAUUUGCCCAGGGGUGCGACUCUUUCUGGUGUCAGAGCGGGUUAGUCCAGUGAAAUACUAUGACAAGGGCCACCCCAAGCGGUCCCGGUUCCCGGGGAUGUCUGUGUUGCUCUUCCUGCACGAAAGCCUCGGCGAGGAGCGGCUGUUUCGCGUUCUGGACUCCCUCCAGCAUUGGCCGUGGCAGUGCUACCCCGCCCCGAAUGCUCAGGGAAGCCCGUGUCCCUACAUCCUUGCCAAUCAGGAGUUCUACAGUCUGGACCACCAGAUGCCCGUCUGGGGUGUGAGGCAAGUGCACUGUGGCUCCGAGAUGCUGCGAGUGACGCUCUACUGCAGUUUCGAUAACUACGAGGACGCCAUCCGUCUCUACGAGAUGAUCCUGCAGAGGGAAGCCACCCUGCAGAAGAGUGACUUCUGUUUCUUCGUGCUCUAUGCCACCGAGAGCUUUGCCCUUCAGCUUUCCCUGAAGCAGCUGCCCCUCGGAACGUCCGUGGACCCCAAAGAGUCUUCAGUGCUGCAAUUCAAGGUUCAAGAGAUCGGCCAGUUAGUGCCUCUCCUGCCCCACCCGUGUGUCCCCAUCAGCCGCACCCGGUGGCAAACGCAGGACUAUGACGGCAACAAGAUUCUGCUUCAGGUCCAAUUGAAUCCAGGACUUGGUGUCAGGAAUGGCGAGCUUUCCUUCCUGAAUGGCACGUCAGGAGCGGACACGCUUCCCCAGGGCUCUAGGCUUACCCCUGCCUCCACAAGGCGGACCCUGGAGCUGAGGAAGCGAAGAAGCGGGGGCCGGAGGCUCAAGGUGGGUUCUCUGGAAUUCCCUGAGCCCAGUGGGAGCCCAGCACCAGACAGCUGUAGUGGCAACUCCUGGAAAAGCCUUGGCUGCUCAUCGCAGGCCAGCAGCCCAGCCUCGGGCGCCCAGCUGCCUCUGCCUUCUCCCCUUCUCAAAUCCGUGGCCAGAAUGAAGGUCCUCAGCCAGGGAAGCAGCUUUGAGAAGCUGGAGGCAGAGACGAAUGUUGACACAGGCUGCACUGUGGUCAACUCUGAACCCAGGCAAUCGUUUCUGAGUGGAUUUCCAAAGGGUCUGCAAACCAGACAGCCACUACCCUGCUCUCCAGCGUCCUCCUUAGGAGCAGCUGCCUCCAAACACAGCAGGAGCUUGAAGGAUAAGGUCCAUCCUUUGUCGCUAGCUGGCCAAAGGGACCUUAGUGCAAGGAAGAUAAUCUCAAAAUGUCCCCUUCAUCUUCCAGUUCAGGAUGAAGAGAAAGAAGAAUUCUUUAUAUAGCAUAAAACCAACAUGGUUUUCUUAAACACACGAUCAGAUACAGUAUUCUAGAAAUGAAACACUGUUUCUUGUUCAUCUGAGGGGGCCUGAAUGCUAGCCAUGCACAGAUCUGUAUUGGUUUUCUUUCAAAUGUUCAAAGUCUAACGGUGCUGUAAGUGGGUAUUCACUUGUCAUCAUGGUCAUAAGGGAACACAGCCCACAUGUAGGGAAAAAGCUCCCUGCCUCCUGUCCUUGGAGAUACAUUAACCCAGCUGGGAGUGUUGAGUUCAGCACCUAUCAGGAUAAUCGCAUUGUAUGCAAAUGAGUUGGAUGUGCUAUGCAGUCAAUGUUGAUUAGUGUAUGUAAUUUGCUUUUAAUUUUUACUGGGGUUGCAUAGCUCAUGCCCCUAGAUAACAUGGACUAGUUAUUCUUUAGUGGUUUUCUUUUUUCUAAUUUUUAUUUUUUAUGUGACCUCCUUUGGUAACUAGGCCUGUUCACUACAUACCCUCUAGUGAUUUUGCCUUUAAAGUUCUUUGCAUCUGGAAUGAGUUAAUAUGCAAAGUGUUUUGAAAAUUAGAAAUAAUAAUUUCUUUUUCCUGUUGAAUAAGCAGAAACAUUGGAAGCCAAAAAAAUCAGAUUAAAAAGGAAAGCUAGGCUCUAGGGUUUUCCUGCUCCUCGAUUUCUCACUUGUUUCUGCACAACUCCAAUGGGGCCAGUGGUUCAUGGCAUUAACCAGAGCGGGAUGUGACAUGACCGGGUAAUGCGAGAUCUCCACCGAACAUGGCAGGAAAAUUGGAUUGGUUGGGUCACCCAAGACUCGGGCUCUUCUGGCCAUGUUUGAAUUCCUAAAUUCCUUUGCAAUACUCAUUAAUUAAUUAAUUAAUUCAUCGAUACAUUCAUCCAUUCGAUAAAUACUUAUUUGAAUAGGACACUGAUAUAUGGUACACUACAUUCUGUGCCCAUUAAAUCCAAAGUGUUUGUGCUUUCACCAGUAUGAUAAAUCCAUUCUGUUAACUCUGAAGGAUAUGUUGAAGUCCAAACUUAUCCUUCUAGAAACUUUUCCCACAGUUGAGUCCCACACUUGCUGGAUGCGGUAAGCACCCACAACCUGCAGGAAACUAGGCAUAUUCCGUGUUGCAAUUAUAAUCGUGAUGGACAAAUUCUCAAUUGACCAUCUGCUGCAGUUUUUUGGUUGGGUCUCUACACACGUUUAAAAAAGUCUGAGGUCUGUGUAUUUCAGUUAGUUGAUAAAGUUAUUUGACUCUAUGAACUUCCUUCUCCAGGACAGAUGUUACAUAAGACUAUAAAUGCUGAUUUAACUGGACUUCCUGGAGACCUGGUUACUUACUUAGUACACCCAAAUGGGGAGAGGGAUGAAUUUUAUGCCCCAGGACUAGGCUGAAUUUGGGGUGCUCUGCUCAGCUUACAAUAGAAAUGGAUUAGAGUUGCAAAUGGACAAUUACAAGACUUUCAAAUUGAUUUUUUUGUUAUUGUUGUUUUUGGUCUUUACAAAAUCAACAUAUUCUCAUUCUCAUUUUCUUUCUCUCCCUCAGAUUAAAGGUAGAUCUUAGAAAGUGGAAUGAAGAACUUAGUUCAGGUAUGGUUUUCGAUAAUAACAUUUAAAAAAAUGAAAGUCUUUUUUAAGUUGAAUUAUUGAGCUGCCCUGUACAUUCUGACAUUUCUUUCCCACCUUUUAUGAGGUUACUUAAAUUUCUUUAACAUAAUACAUGGGUAAGAAUAUAAGUGCAUGGAAAUCAUGAAGAAUAUUGAGAAAUGUGAAUGAAUACCUUGCAAAAUUGACUUGUAAAAUAAUACACUCUUAAAAUAUCACCUACUCUAUCUAUAUCACCUACUCUAUGAUAUCAUCUACUCAACAUUGGAACCCAAUUUACAACAUUAUAGUAUGGAAAUACGAGUGGGAUAAGGUAGAAGAAGCCCAGAUUUUGGUUUUAAGCUUUAAAAUUUACUAUUUAUGUGACUUUGAACUGUCAGCCUCUUUGAUCUUCUGUUGCUUAUCUCCUAUAAUAAAAGGUUGUUAAAAGAAUGAAGAUUAUGCAUAUGAAAGCAUUUGAAUAUUGCUAAGCAUUAUAAAUAUGCAAGAUGGUAUUACUACAUGGCCCUUCAGACCCACAUUUUAAAAAUGUCAUGGCAACAAAGAAUUUUUUUGAAACAAGUUUUGGUGAAACCAGUGAUACAAUAAAAAAUGCAGUGAUAUAAUGAUUACAAAUAAAAGAAAUCUUGCUAAGAUUUUUACUAGGUGUGCCAUUUAGUUUCAUCUAUCUAAGAGGAAAAUUAUGGAUAGAAAGAAUUAAGUAGAUUCAAAAGAUCAAAAGAGAUUGUAUGAAAGGGGUUAACUAUACACGAAUUUAAUGCAAUUCAUCAAAUUAGACUUUUAACUAUAAUUAUAAUUAUACUGUAUCCCCUAAAAUGUAUCACUUUUUAAAUCGGAGGGACUCCUGAUGACCAGAUUAUUUUAUUUUUCCUUAUAAGUGUGUUAAAAACCAGUUGCAUUGCAGUUGUUUGGUUAUUUUUAACCUAUUAAUAGUAUUUCACACUUUUUUGUAAGCAUUAUUUGGACAUUGCUAAACAUUAAUAGAUACGAUAACAUUUGGAAACUUGUGACCACAUUUGUCUAUUAGGGGGAGUAGAGCAAGAGAUUUGGGGGUGCAUAUACCUUGAUUUUGGAAGAAAUGUGGACCCUCUGCUCUGACAGACUUUGUCUAGGGAUCCUGGUCCUUCCACCUCUCCUCCAACAAUCUGCUCAGAGGUGCUGAAGGCUCUGAGAACAAUGGCGGAAAUGUGGGAAGGGGGAACCGCUUUCUUCCUUUCCAGAGGAAUAUGGAGAAAGAGGAAUGGAAGCUCAAGAGAAGAGAACGGAGCCACAGUACACACCUCAUUUUCUGUUGAUUAGAACCUCCUAAAUUUUAUCUCCACGUUAUAAAACUUGCUCAGAAAUUCCUGAACUAUUACCAUCUUUCUUGUAUCUUCUCUAAACCCUCCUCAUGCAUGUGUUUUUCUCCCUUCUCCUUCCUUUUCGCCCUUCCUUUCAGUUGCUUUUUUCCCCUUCCCUUCUUUUCCCUUCUCUCCCGUGUGUGUGUGUGUGUGUGUGUGUGUGUGUGUGAAUUUGAUUGUCUCUUCAUCCUUCACUCUGUCUUAAAACACUUUUCUUUGCAGCAUCUACCAGGAUUCCUCAAGGGCCUGAAACCAUAGCAGCAACUUCUGAACAGGCCCCUUGGCUAAGCUCUGAGAAAAUGAAGAAGAGAUCCUUGUCAGAGGAAGUUCUCCCCAGUUUCCAAUUUAUCCUCAAGAUUCUGCUGUGGGACUACUAAACCCACAUCACUUAGAAAUAUGUUUGUCUCUCCCCUCACAUCGUCUCCUUUCAUACCUUCUAAACCUUUCUCUGAGAUCUGAGACGGUUCUGGAACAUUUCUCACAAUUAGCAAUUUGAAAAAAAUGGCUGUAGUAUGUGAUAGCAAAACAAAAGACACUAUGACCCCAGAGAGCACAUACAUAAUAGGGUUGAUUUAUUAAGACUUGAUCCUGUUAAACUUUAUUUUCAAAUACAUCACUUAAAAAGUCUAGUUAUUCCAGGGAACCUAUCUGGGCUACCAAAGAUACCAGAAGGUCUCUGGUUAGCAUGAGAAGAAAUGUAUUGUUUUCACAAAUUCCAUUUGGACCGUGUCUGCUCCGGACAGCCCCUCGUUUCAUUGGCGCUUCCUCCAUUUCUCGAGUGUGUACUUUUCCUCGAUUGCCUGUUGACCGCAGACCUACCACAGCUCGCAGCAGCGCCCUGCUCAUCUCGUCCGUCCUCUUUACUGUACGAGCAUCACUGUACAUUCCCUUCGUUGUCUGUGCUGUUGUGCUUUCUCUGAAACUCACUCCCAAGGUUUGGCCUCCUCCAUCUGUUCCACAAGUGCGUCCUGUGCACCAGAGCCCAGUGAUGUGUAUGUCAAGUACCACUCACUUCCUUCCUCCCUCUCCAGGAGCUUGUCCAGGCUCCCAGAGCCUUGGCCAGCGAGCCUCACUUCAACGAAGUAGGUUUUAUCUCCAAGACACAUAGCCACCCUGGAGGGUCACAGCAGAAAGGAUGCUAUUGCUCUCCUCACAAGGGUGUUUGAAUUUCCACAGGUACAGACUGUGGUUGAUUCAAGUUAACAUCCUUUAUAAGCCAUGGUCCUUUUUGUAUCCUUCUCCCGGGAGAACAUUUGCAUCUCAGAAUUUUCUCUUGCUUAGCUCAAUGGUCUAAGUCAGAAAACUAAGUGUGACUGAAUUUUAGCAGGACUUUUUAAUGAGGUAUGUAAAUAUUUCCCUUGUUUUUCACCCUGUCAUUAGUUUGUCACCAGAGGGCACCGUUGUAACACAAUCGAAUCACUUUGGGGUAAUCUCCAAACACUUUUUUCUUCUCUGCUUCGUUGCAAAAGAGGACAAAAGAAAUAUUUUAAAAUUAAUUUGUGUUCAGGAAAUUUCCCAAUAGAAGUCUCACUGGGAGAAAGAAACCACUUGAAA